CGAUUUCAUUAUCUCGGAUCUGUUCGUACUAUCAUUAACACAUUUCUCACGCUACACUGUCGCCUGUGUUUAUGUCACUACUGUGACGUCUUAUCUUUCGAGUGUGUGUUACUGGGACCUUUUAUAGGACACGAUAGCUCAAUAAGGAUGGUUAAAAUAGGUAGCAUUGUGAUUACCAUAGUAAUUCAAGGUGUGCUGGGAGAUAUAUCUCGGUGUCAUCCUGGCUGGAUUUACUACAAUGAUGCAUGCUAUUUCUUAUCAAGAGAUACAGAGACUUGGGUGGAGGCCUUUUCCUACUGUGAAAUUUACGACAGCCAGCUGGUGUCGAUAAUAGACGAAGACGAAAACAAUUUCUUGAAGACAGAAUUGCGCAAGCGCCAUGCGGCAGAUUCUGAUUGGAACGUCUGCUAUUUCACUUCUGGAACUGACGGACCUGUAGAAGGCCAUUGGGAAUGGACACCUUCUGGCGAUCCGUUAACAUAUACAAACUGGGGCCCAAAGGAGCCAAGUAAUGGGGGCGGCAUGGAGAACUGCCUUUGUUUGUAUAAGGCGCACGACUUCUCAUGGAAUGACCGCAAUUGCCACAACCAAGAUCAUUUUAUUUGUAAAACACGGGCAACAUUCAGUUCCGAAUUGAUUGGAUGAAAUCGAAGCUUUGUUGAACUCAAAAUGCGAUUCGCCCAUUGUAAUGUAUGUGACUUUUACUUUCGCAAUUAAAAAAAGCCUCUUGCAUGUCCCAAAUUCCAAACGUUCGAACAAAUAUUUUCGGUUUGAUAAACAGAGCUUGAUAUGAUUAUUUUCACAAUA
This is a messenger RNA of Pecten maximus, 807 nucleotides long. RefSeq names its product C-type lectin lectoxin-Lio3-like. The transcript is spliced from 5 exons. Lineage: Eukaryota; Metazoa; Mollusca; Bivalvia; Pectinida; Pectinidae. The record is from RefSeq and is a predicted model, not a curated record. The coding region runs from base 148 to 645 and encodes 165 amino acids. Gene Ontology annotation, molecular function: signaling receptor activity.